UUGAUUGAUUGAUUGAGGUGUUUAGAUUAAAGAAGGGAUUAAGUAUUAGAGGUUACAACAUGCUUGUCUUUUAAGUUGCUCAUUGUCUUUAUCUUAGAUAUUUCUAUUAUCAUAUCCUAUAAAAAUUUUUAUAAAGAAUUAAAUAAUUUAUACAUGUAAUACAUAUGGAGUCUUGCCGACAAGGAAAACAGAGUUUUCAUUGAUUGGACAACAAGGUUUGGUCCCACUACAUCCACCGUCCACGUACACGACCAAAUCUCAUGCACACACAUCCCAAGUCAAAAUCCACCGUCCAUUUGUCCACCAUUUAUGGUACAUAACAGUGACACUAAAGAAGUCAGUGAAGACCACUUCCAAGUAUCUCAAUUGACGUGAUGUGUUAAUGCUCUAAUCCUUUGAAUCCACUCACAGUGCUUCUCCAUUUCACUCCUCAUUCCUCAUUUAUAUAUAUCUCCAUAUAUAGUGCUUCAUCUUUGAAUAUUAUACAUCCCCACUCCUUUCUUUGUCUUUCUCUUUUGUGUUUCUCAUCACUCUAAAUAAAACAUAUUAUCAAAUAUAUCACCCAUGUCACAUGCCUGACAGUAGUAAUACUUCUUCUCAUCAUCAUCAUCAUCCUCAUCCUCAUCCUCAAGAUGAACUUAGAGACAUUCAUGCCUUGAUUACUGAUCAACACCAGCCAUCAUCACUUAAAAGUGAGUUACUGUCAAGCCUGAUGAACAGAGAGCACAUGAGGAGCUCUAUGAAUGAUGAUGGAGCUGGAGAUGAUCAACUACAACAAGAAGAAGAAGAGCAAGAGGUGAACCCUUUGGCUAUUGUGGUUAAUCAGGAACAUAAUAAUAAUACUAGUGAUCAUCAAGAGGCAGUGUCCUUGUAUAGAGUGAGGCAGGAAGAGGUGGAGACUAAGAUAGUUGCAUGGCAAACUGAAGAGGUGUCUAAGAUCAACAACAGGUUCAAACGCCAGUCUGCUAUCAUUUCUAGUUGGGAAAAUGCUCAGGUUGACAUGGCCACCAAUAACUUCAAGAAAGUAGAGAGAAAACUGGAAGAGAGAAGAGCCAGAGCAAUGGAGAAGAUGCAGAAUGAGGUGGUGGAAGCAAAGAGGAAGGCAGAGGAGAAGAGAGCAUCAGCAGAGGGCAAGAGAGGAGAGAAGGUGGCAGGGGUUUUGGAACUGGCUAAGCUUAUGAGGGCUGUGGGAAGAGCUCCAUCUAGGAGAUCUUUCUUUUAGUUAUGUGCAUGGCCACCUUUGCUUAAGCUUGUGCUUGUGCUUGUGCUAGUGCUAGUGCUUGUGCUUUGUUGGAUCAAUGAUAUAUAUCUGUGUACAAAGAGACUUAUUAUUAUGUAUUUUGAAGAAAUAAAGCAGAGUUGUGUGUUUUUGUUGAUUGAA
This is a messenger RNA of Dioscorea cayenensis subsp. rotundata (Guinea yam), 1381 nucleotides long. RefSeq names its product remorin 4.1-like. The transcript has 2 exons. The record is from RefSeq and is a predicted model, not a curated record. Lineage: Eukaryota; Viridiplantae; Streptophyta; Magnoliopsida; Dioscoreales; Dioscoreaceae. The coding region runs from base 572 to 1222 and encodes 216 amino acids.